Messenger RNA from Malurus melanocephalus (red-backed fairy wren), 2926 nucleotides. It is a transcript of the gene RCAN2, whose product is annotated as regulator of calcineurin 2. Bases 67 to 798 code for a protein of 243 amino acids. Gene Ontology annotation, molecular function: calcium-dependent protein serine/threonine phosphatase regulator activity; nucleic acid binding. Gene Ontology annotation, biological process: calcium-mediated signaling. NCBI's taxonomy places the organism in Eukaryota, Metazoa, Chordata, Aves, Passeriformes, Maluridae. The transcript has 5 exons. Gene Ontology annotation, cellular component: nucleus; cytoplasm. The record is from RefSeq and is a predicted model, not a curated record.
GGGAGCGGAGGGUUCGGAGUGCGGCGGACUCCGGGCGGACGAGGGAAGGGCGAGCGAUCCGCAGGGAUGAGGGGAGAUUCCUACUUCUUUGGAAUGCGGGGCCUUGGCCACUAUGGCUGCAUCCCGGAGGAUGGAGGACAGUUCCUACUCUACUCUAUCAAUGGAGACAACGGCCUAAAGAGAUGUUUUGCAGAGGAAGAUUUUCAUGAAAUAAUUGAUUUCAAUGAUCUCCCAAAUUCUCUUUUCGCCUGUAACGUUCACCAGUCCGUGUUUGAGGAUGAGGACAGUAAGGAGAAAUUUGAAGGUUUGUUCCGUGCCUAUGAUGACUGCGUGACAUUCCAGCUGUUCAAAAGCUUCAGGCGUGUGCGGAUAAAUUUUAGCAGUCCCAAAUCAGCUGCUCGUGCCAGAAUAGAGCUGCAUGAAACACAGUUCAGAGGGAAGAAGUUAAAGUUGUAUUUUGCACAGAUUCAGACGUCUGAGACAGAUGGAGACAAGCUUCAUUUGGCACCACCACAGCCUGCAAAACAGUUUCUCAUCUCGCCUCCAGCCUCCCCACCUGUAGGGUGGCAACCAAUAGAUGAUGCAACACCUGUCAUCAACUACGACCUCCUUUACGCAGUUUCUAAGCUUGGACCAGGAGAGAAAUACGAGCUUCACGCAGGAACAGAGUCCACUCCCAGUGUGGUAGUGCACGUCUGCGACAGCGACAUGGAAGAAGACGAGGACCCAAAGAAUUCUCCAAAGCCAAAAAUCAUUCAAACUCGACGCCCCGGUGUGCCACCGCCUGUAUCUAACUGAGCCUCUCCAGCGGAAGCAGCACUUCUCUCUCCUCCAACACAGCUCUUGGUUUCUGUUUGCUUUGUUCUGUUGAAAGGCAGCCUUUGCCUUCUGAGCACCGGGACAUUAAGGUCAUUGAAACCCUUUCACAGUAAUCAAGCCUCUGUAACAAAAGGGCUAGGAAAAAGAUCUUUGUACCAUAUCACAUACCGAUAGAGUAGCUGGAAAGGACAAAACAAGGCUGAGGAAACAAGGAAGGGUUUCAGUCUGAGGAUCUUUUCACAGCUGUAAUUUGCAUGCUGAAACACCACUACUAGAGACAUCGUUUGGGAUGGGAAUUAGGCCAAUACUAGGCUUGGUAUUCUAACUCCCGGGAUUGCUACUGCCCUUCAUCAAGCAGCUGCUCCUCUGCCCUCCUCACUUCCCAACAGACCUCAGUCUUUUCCCUUUUCCCUUUUUUUAAGGGGGGUGGUUGUGUUGUUUUUACCCUACUAGCAGCUUGGUGGCCUUUUCACCCCCUUGGAAUUUUGUGUAAGGAAUACUAUCUUUGCAACGUUUGUAGAAACAACAGAAAACAACCUUCUCCCACCAACAGUUGUAGAAACCAGAGGUCUGAAAUGGUGGCAGGGAUGUGAGAUGGAUCUCUCUGGGCUGAGGCGGGAGGCAGCAGCUGCUGGGGGGUCUGGUGUCUGUCAGUCCUUYUCUCUGAGAAGAUGGGAGCCAGAAUAUCAACAGGGAUUUUCAGUUUAUCUUCCAUCAGGGGAUGAGUGGUGCUUCUCUCCAAGUCUGAGGAAGAGGAGCUGACUGGCUGCUCAUGUAAGAUGGGAUUCCUUGCUCUCUGUCAUAGCUGUACGUUCCAGUAAUGUUACAGGCUGAAUGCUUUCCUAGUGGUGUGGUGAAUAGCCCUGAAACCUUCAGUAAUUACUUGCACAUCUCUAAUAUUCAGCCCUUUUCUCUCCCCACUUCCUGUGCUUCAAAGCCCUUUUUGAGCUGUAUGCAGUUUGCGUUCGUGGAGGUGAGCAGAGGUUGGUUGAAAUUGUUUCGUUAGGUUUUUUUUUUUCUCUUUUUUUAGGCCAAAGAAAACAGGACCAUAAUUACACACUUGAAAUUAGACUGCAUGCAACUGAAUCCCCUUUUUUCACCCUGUCCUGCAUGUUUCUUUCACUUGCAAUAUAUACUGGGUUACAAAAACUGUUCUGUGUUUGCAUCAUGGCUGACAGCAGACAGAUCCCGGAUUCCCUGUCUGGCAGACCUUCCAUGAUGAUUUAUUUUUUUAAUGCGUACUUGUCAUUUUGAGAACAUAUUUUCUAGACAUUUGAGCUCAGAUUUUGCAUAUAUUUAAGCAUGCGCUUAAUUUAUGCACAUGAGUAGUACCACUGAAAUUAAUACUGCAGAAACUGAACAUAAGUGUAAGGUAUGGUGGGAUUUUUAAGCUAAUUAGCUGCAGCUGUACCCCCCAAAGUAACUAUAAAAUGGCACAGUGAGCUUCCAUGGUUUAAAAGCCUUUACAGCUUAAAAUAAGUAAAUACAUCUUGGAAGCUUAUUCUAGGAUAUGAGAAGUCAGCUUUGGUUCUGUAAUCAAGAUUUUUGUCAUAAAACCUAAUGAUCUGGUUUCUGAGGGAGGGUUCYAUCACACCCUUCAUUAGCAGCAAGGCUACAAAGCUUCAGCAGAGUCAAGUUCCCCUUGCAGGGGUCUUGGCUCUGCGGCACUUCCAGGACAAGUGGCGUGUUGCUCUGUCAGUGAGGACAGGAGAUGGCAUUCACAUUGUGCAUGGUGAGGACAUCUGAGAAUGAGGACUUGUCAUUCUCACACAGYUCAUCCUCUGACUGCCACAGCCCCCUGAUAUUCUUGAUGAGGUGUAGUGCUUUACUCAGCACAUUUCUAUAAUGUGAUGCUUGGUACUGCAUUAUGGACAUAAUUUUGUGCAUGUURCACUGAUAGAAUUCUGCACAUUAAAUACAGCAGAGACUGAACUGAAAAUGGGGCUUUAGUAUCCUUAUGGUAUCUGUAAAAUUUUCUUAAAGUAAUUCCUUAGAAGUUUCACUGCAAUUAUUUUUUCAGUGAUACRUUUUGGUUUAAUGAAACAAAUUGUCACUCAGCCCUAGGAAUAUAUCCUUUUGAAAACACCAAUAUCAGCCACACUCGAUA